GUGGCGACAUCGAUUCCCGGUCUAGUCCCGAUUCGACAUCCGACUCGGCAUCGGGCCGGUCGGGAUAUACGCGCCCCGGCCCCGGCUCACACCGCCGCUCAUUACCCGCGCCCGCGCCCGCGCCGUCGAACACUCAAAACUCGCCUCCAACCUCCUUCCAGAAGCGCGCCUGCCGCCCUCGAAGGAACUCGUCCCUCGUCGUCGUCGUGGUUGACGUGGAGUGAAGAUCCAUCCCGACUUGGGGUUGAUUUUUCCGUCGCAGGUUGCGAGGAGCUGAAUCAAAGUUCCACUCCAAAAUGUUUUACGGGGGAUAUGCUUACCGUGGGACUAACUUCGAGCAAACAUAUCGUUGUUAUCCAGCAUCCUUUUUUGAUAAGCCACACCUGGAAGGUGGUGACAAAGUAAUAAUGCCACCAUCUGCCCUUGAUCGUCUGGCUUCCCUGCACAUUGAAUACCCUAUGUUAUUUGAACUACACAAUGAUGCGGCUCAACGGAUUUCACACUGUGGUGUUUUGGAGUUUGUAGCAGAAGAAGGCAUGAUCAUCAUGCCCUAUUGGAUGAUGCAAAACAUGCUUCUUCAAGAGGGUGAUACUGUUCGUGUAAAAAAUGCGACCCUUCCCAAGGGUAAAUAUGUGAAGUUGCAACCUCACACAACUGAUUUUCUGGACAUCUCAAAUCCAAAAGCCAUCUUGGAGAAAACCCUAAGAAAUUUCUCCUGCUUAACCACAGGAGACGGCAUUAUGGUAGCUUACAACAACAAACAGUAUUAUAUAGAUAUUGUUGAAACAAAGCCCGCUUCAGCAGUUAGCAUCAUUGAGACAGACUGUGAAGUGGACUUUGCACCUCCCCUUGAUUAUAAAGAACCUGAGAAACCACAGCAACCCACAGUUCCUGCAAGCAAGGCACCUGCUGAAGGUGGAGACACUAUAGUUGACGACAAACCAAAAUUCAAACCAUUUACUGGUUUUGGAAAGCGUUUGGAUGGUAAAGCUUCAAAACUACAAUCACCCAAGGUUCCUUCCAUUGCAUGUUCUGCACCUUCAGAUUCAAACAAAAGAGCAAAUCAGCAAACAUCAGGACCGGCAACUUCAGGAGCUAGCAAUUCCAGUCAUCAGAAAACAGGAAAGCUUGUUUUUGGUUCAAGUGCAAGCAACAGUAAAGAAUCACAAAAGGCUCCUGUUAAAGGCGAUGAACCCCCGAAGGAGUCCAAGUUCCAAGCGUUUACUGGGAAGAGCUACUCCUUGAAGCGUUAGCUGCUAUUAUUACAGUUAACCUUUGGAAUCAGCCAUCAACCUCUCGUGCUUGGAGUUCGUCUGUUUCCUGUGGUAGCUGUAGACAACUGCGUCUCAAUUAUCCUUCCUUUCCAUACCUCUGAUUCGCAAGCAUGUAGAUAUAAAUUAUAUAAAUAUGCUUAUCAUGAUGGGAAUAUUGCCAUAUACUCCGUAUCUAGUCAAGUACAAGUAUUUCUAACGAUUUGCUGUUA
Molecule: messenger RNA, 1483 nt
Organism: Phragmites australis (common reed)
Lineage: Eukaryota; Viridiplantae; Streptophyta; Magnoliopsida; Poales; Poaceae
Exons: 10
Coding region: 297-1253 (318 amino acids)
Cellular component (GO): VCP-NPL4-UFD1 AAA ATPase complex
Molecular function (GO): polyubiquitin modification-dependent protein binding
Source: RefSeq, a predicted model, not a curated record